This is a messenger RNA of Spirometra erinaceieuropaei, 360 nucleotides long. The record is from the annotation of a GenBank genome assembly. NCBI's taxonomy places the organism in Eukaryota, Metazoa, Platyhelminthes, Cestoda, Diphyllobothriidea, Diphyllobothriidae.
AUGAACACAAGUCUGCCUUUUCGCAGAUCCAACCUCAUCACCAUCAUCAAAGCCUACGCUCCAACAAUGGCCGGCUCAGAUGAGGUGAAGUCCAAAUUCAACGAAGACCUGCACGACCUCCUGGCGUCUAUGCCGAAGGCGGAUAAGUUGAAUGUCCUUCGUGACUUUAAUGCCCGCGUCAGCACAGACCAUGCUGCCUGGAGAAUAGUGCUGGAUUCCCACAGAAUCGCAGACUGCUACGAUAAUUAUCUCCUUCUCUUGCGAACCUGCGCUGAAUGCCGCCUCCUGCUGACCAACACCUUCUUCCACCUGCUGAUGCGGAAGAGGACCAUCUGGAUGCACCCCCGAUCGCGGCGCUAG